GAGACGGCAGUUUACUUCGAUAGCUAAUCGCCGGCCACCAUCUCCGCCGCCGGCAAUCUUCAUUUUCAGGGGUUCUAGUUCGUCGUCGUCUUCAGAAACCCUUGAAUUUCGAGCAUUCCAUUGAAUUAGGGUUUCAUUCUUGAUCCAUUUUCUACAGCUACCUAACUCAAAAUGACGAUCCAUUCGGCGGUCAUCCAGAAACUCCUCAGUACGAACGCCCAUUUAAGCCGACGCAACGUCACUCACCAUUUCAAAAUCUACACUUAUGGUUCCAGAAACGCCAUGUCCAUUAUCGACUCAGACAGGACUCUGAUAUGUCUCCGGAACGCCUGUGAUUUCAUAGGUAACCUCGUUAGACAGAAAGGUCGAUUCUUAUUCGUCAAUACCAAUCCAUUGUUUGACGAAAUUGUCGAGCAAAUGACUACUCGGAUUGGAUGCGGUAAGGAUACUUCGUGGAAGCUUGGGGGGUUUCUAACAAACAGUAGCAGUCCGAAGAAGUUUCGGUCUCGUAACAAGAAGCUACAUUUGGGGGCGAUCCAGCCUCCGGAUUGUAUCGUGAUUAUGGACUCAGAGAGGAAAUCUUCAGUAAUUCAUGAAGCUUCUCGGUUGCAGAUUCCGAUAGUGGGAUUAGUUGAUUCGAGUAUGCCUUUGGAGACAUUCAAGGACAUUACUUAUCCUAUUCCUGCAAAUGAUUCAGUGGAAUUCGUAUAUUUGUUCUGUAAUUUGAUCACCAAGACUUUUCUACUUGAGCAGAAAAAGCUUGCUGCUGCAAUGGGAUCUUCUGCUAUUAAAACUGAAACUGGAGAUGAAUUGCAACAAAAGCUUGGAAGCUCUAAGAAUGUGGUAUCUGUUAUUCCAUAUGAAAGCCUGGCUCAAACUUCUGAUGUUCAUGAUGCAGACACUUUGGAUACCAAAGAACUCCUGAACAAGCUGGCGGUGGUAAAGAUAAUCAGUGGAUUUGGGAAAGCAAUGGGAGUCAACGAUCCCAAAUCAUGUAUGGAAGUUACUGAUGGAGUGACAUACCUAGAUUUGGUUGUUAAUCAGUUGGAGAAUAUCAAUUCCAAGCAUGGGUGCAAUAUUCCCUUGAUUUUGAUGAACACAUUACAAAUCCAAGACACCAUGAUGAAGGUUGUUGAGAAACAUGACAAGAAGAGCGUUGAUAUCCAAACAAUGUUCCAGAAUCAAAAGUAUUCAGCAAGGAGAGCUGAUGACGAUGACGAUGAAGGGUAUCAUUUGGAAGACCGUGAGGUAUUUUUGUCCUUGAAGACCAGUGGCACACUGGAUGCAUUGCUGUCACAGGGGAAGGAGUACAUCCUUGUAUUGAGAUCAGAUAAUCUUGCUUCAGUUCUUGACCCAAAAAUCAUAAAUCAUGUUAUUGAAAACAGGAUACAAUGCUGUUUGGAGGUGACGCCGAAUGUUCAUUAUGAUUCUAGUGAGAAAAGUACUUCUCAGGAAGAGAAGGUUCAGCUUUCGGAAAUAGCAGAUCUACCUUCCAAAGAGUCUAUGGAGAAGUACAAACUCAUUGAUACAAGGAGCUUGUGGCUGAAUCUGAAGUCUUUAAAGAAGAUUGUUGAUUCUGGUAUAUUAACUGAAAAGCACGCUGGUGAUAAUGAAAGGCUUGCAGAUGGGACUAGAUUGAGUUCAACUAUAAAGCUUUUUGACCGUGUCCUUGCCAUUAAUGUUCCACAAUCUCGGUUCUUACCAUUGACUGAAACAUCAGAUUUACUUCUUGUCCAGUCCGAUCUCUACACUCACUCUGAAGGGAUUCUUGUCCGGAACACUGAUAGAAAGAAUCCUGCUAAUCCCCAUAUUGUAUUAGGGCCUGAAUUCAAGAAGCUUGAUGAUUUUCAGAGUCGUUUCAAGUCCAUCCCAAGUAUCAUCGAGCUGGAUAGUUUGAGAGUGAUGGGUGAUGUUUGGUUUGGGGCUGAUAUAAUCCUUAAGGGAAAAGUGAUAAUUGUUGCAAGGCCAGGGAUGAGACUCGAAAUACCUGACGGAACAGUCCUUCAAAACAAGGUGAUCCGCGAGUUAAAGGAUAUUCAAGAGGAAUCUUGAAGGCAUGAGAAUUUGUUAAAAUAGCAAUUCUUGUAUGGAAUACUUAGUCAAAGAACAUGUUUAUUUUUGGUUUUCAAGUCAAAAGAUCGCAAUAAAACCUACUCUUAUGACAGAAUUGUUGAGUUAUUGAAAGCUUAGCAAACAAACCGAAAUGAUAGGGGUUUUUUAUUCUCUCUAUA
Impatiens glandulifera is the source of this 2231-nucleotide messenger RNA. RefSeq names its product UTP--glucose-1-phosphate uridylyltransferase-like. The transcript is spliced from 20 exons. The record is from RefSeq and is a predicted model, not a curated record. Gene Ontology annotation, molecular function: structural constituent of ribosome; UTP:glucose-1-phosphate uridylyltransferase activity. Gene Ontology annotation, cellular component: ribosome; cytoplasm. Gene Ontology annotation, biological process: UDP-alpha-D-glucose metabolic process; glycogen metabolic process; translation. NCBI's taxonomy places the organism in Eukaryota, Viridiplantae, Streptophyta, Magnoliopsida, Ericales, Balsaminaceae. The coding region runs from base 172 to 2052 and encodes 626 amino acids.